AUGGUCAUCGCCUCUCAGCAACCCCAUAUCGCUCGGACUACCGACCGCAAGAUAUCUUUCCUGUCUGAGGUCCUCGUCCAAAUCGGCAAGGCAAAACUUGCUCUCGAUAUUAUCCCGGAUGACGCACAAGAGCAUAAAUACUAUGCCUUCACGACCAGAUUUCUUUCCUGGAUCGCUCAGACUACCACUGGGCUUCCGCGGCCCCGCGUUACGAGCCAUGUCGGGCAGUCGACUGUGUCGACGCCAGCCACAGCCACGGUGGAGCCCCCUUGGCUUGACGUUAACCCCCAAGGAAAGUUAACCAGGGGCGAUUAUCGAUGGGCAGUGCAUAGAGGAAUAGCGGAGCAGGACAGUAUCAUUAAUUACCCUGGAGAACGGGGCGAGCAAUCGCUUUCCACGCCCGACGUCAGCGCCGUGUUUUCUGACUGUCCAGAACCGGACGCGGAACCGGAACCAGAACAGCAGCCAACUAUCAGCAAUGUUCGGCGAGCUCGGCUCCCUCUUCCUCCCUCUUUCCGCGAUCAGGAGCCUUUCGUGCCGCUUCAACAGAAACCAGUGAUGAAGCGGGAUCCCUCAACGGCUCCUGAUAAACCGCGUGAAAUGGAAACCACCUCUCAAUCGCCUGACUUCAUCAUUUUUCUGUACACCAUGGACCCGGUGCUCGGCAUCUGGAAUACCCAGCCCAUUUUCGCCGUUGAAAACAAGCGGAAGAUCACAACCGAGGGCGAAUAUGAGCUGCUAGCCGGCCAGGUUAGGAAGCAAGCCAAGUUUAUGUUUGCUGAAUACCCGGCGCUGCAAGGCACGACGCUCUCAACGCUCUCUCUUGUUGGUGGCGAAUACAGGUGGUGUGAUUGGAGGUGGAAUAGCGGGUCGAAGGAGCCAGUGCUUCAAAAUCCACAGGUCGAGCCAUUUCGGCCAUUAUUCGUGCAGGAAAAGGUAGACGGGCCUGAUGGCAUUGUUAUCACGUAUGAUGACGUGGCAGAGGAUUUCAAGAGGCGCUGGAAAAAGCUUGCUUGCAGGCACUAUUUACAAUGCAAUAGCUUCUACCAUGCCUAA
This is a messenger RNA of Pleurotus ostreatus (oyster mushroom), 1056 nucleotides long. RefSeq lists its product as uncharacterized. The coding region runs from base 1 to 1056 and encodes 351 amino acids. The transcript has 2 exons. Lineage: Eukaryota; Fungi; Basidiomycota; Agaricomycetes; Agaricales; Pleurotaceae. The record is from RefSeq and is a predicted model, not a curated record.